GGGAAAGCCGUCUACAGAAUCGACGACCGCGUUCCUUCCAACACUUCGGGAAACGGCGUCUACGAUUACGCCCCCUUCCGUUCUACACUCUCUUUCGUCUUGGCCGUCGCUAGAUCCGCCGAGGAAACUCAAGAAUCCACCAAUGAUGCCACCGGGAAAUGCCUGAGCGGCAUGCUCCGUACAUCGGUCCUUCACUCAGCCGCCUUCGGUCUAACCAACAAUGGUCUAACCUUUACUGGGUACCUUGUAAUAGGCUACCACAACCGCCUCCAAGCCUCGGGAACCUGCCUCGACAGCCCAAAUGACGGUCUAACCACUGCCUGCCCGUGGGACUCGAGGAUCAAAGGAGAGUUCUUCCACCAGACCACCUUCAGCAUCAGUCUAUCCGUCGUCAAAGACUUCAUCCACGACGUCCAAUCACUCGUCGCCAUGGACCCAAAGUCGCUAUGCAUUUUGGACCAGUACAACGGCAUCCUGAUGCGUUACGUGGCGCCUUCCAUGGCCUACCUUGGGAAACAAGAAAAUGGGCUAGACUUCGACCUAACGUACUACAGAAGCAAGGACAGUACAAUGCCAAGAAUGUUUGAGGACGUUCUUGAGGAGAUCGAGCAGAUGGCGGUGUUCAAGUAUGGUGCAUUGCCGCAUUGGGGGAAGAAUCGUAACGUGGCGUUUGAUGGGGCGAUAAGGAAGUAUCUACGUGGUAAGGAGUUUUUGAGGGAUGGGUGUGGGUUGGAAGGUUUAUGUGUUUGUUCGGAAGAUAGGCAUUGUGCGCCCAGUAAAGGGUAUUUCUGUAGGUCUGGGAAGGUUUAUACGGAUGCUAGGGUUUGCAGUAACAGGUCGGUUAGUUGGGAUUGAUAUUAAAGUGAAACAAAUAUGUAAUAGAUACAAAGGAAUGUAUUAAAUUGAUUAAUAAAUGGCUUGAGGCAAGUAAUUGUAGAGUGGAUUUCAAGUAGUCUUUUCUCAUAACUUUAUUCCAAAGAUUUUGUUGAAGUUAAAUUUCAAGUUGCUUUCUACUUUAGUUAUUGUUUUAUAAUUAA
Messenger RNA from Linum tenue, 1037 nucleotides. NCBI's taxonomy places the organism in Eukaryota, Viridiplantae, Streptophyta, Magnoliopsida, Malpighiales, Linaceae. The record is from the annotation of a GenBank genome assembly.